AUGAUUGAUGUCGUCCCUUCUAUUAGCUUUGACCAACGUCUUGACUGUCUACGCAAUCAGGUCCCUAUUCAAAAUCAUCUCUCUCAAACUCCUUCAUCUACUGUCACUUUCUCUACUCAACUUGAUCAUUACAGCUCGUACAGCAACUACGAUUGUUACUACGACGACUUACCACGACAACCACAGUCAUCCUCUGUUAACUAUAUUGACUUCCAAUCUACACUCCUACCUCCUCUCCUCUCUCCAACCACCACCGACUCUUCUUCUUCGUCUCCUUUAUUGCCAACUUUACAACAGGAGCACGUUCAACCGAAAACGGAAAUUGUCGGCAACGCAACCAUUACUAAGGACACGCGACAGAACUAUUUCCAAAUGACACAUCAACCUCAACCUCAACCCGACCUGACUCGGUCUUCUUCAAUCGUACCUUUAACAACAUCUUCCUUCAUAGAGCCGGCCGGAACCUGUUUUGGCAUCACUCCAAGUCCAAACGCAUCUCCUGUUUCACCUCAAUCAUCUUAUUUCCCUACAACUGUGUUAACAUCAGCCCCAAAUAAUGCGGUUCUAAGUAAUACUCAAACUUCUCCAAUAAGUAUAGAAUCAUCAAGAUAUGUUACCACCACUGCACCCGCUUACCAUCAACAGUCAGGCCUAUUUCAACAACGCCCUGUUUCCCAAAACAGACUUAUGAAUCUUGCAGACAUCCCUGUCCCUUCGGCAUCAUCUCAACAGAUGCUCACGAUAAACGACUUGGCCCCCGCUGCCAAUUUCAAUCCGAGUUUUCUGAAUCAGAGACCGUCCUAUUCUACAUCGAAACCAGAUACCUUCUCUAUGCCAUCCGUACAUGGCUACAUUCAGCAACCGGACAGUGAUUCCAUGUUUCUCAGACAAAUACCAACAUUUCGAAUGCAAUCUGCAGCAAUAUCUUCCACGAUCUCUUCAGCUUUUGAUGCGACGAACACUGUUAUGCAUCCUCAUCUCAAUUCUACAUGGAACAAGACUGCUCUUACGAUUUCUCGAGCAACGCCUACGCCUGUCAAUUCAACGGCUUCUUUCGCAACUAUGACUUCACGGCCAAUGUUCUCUUAUAGUGGUCCACCCAAGAGCUAUCAUUCUCGUCUGCCUCUCUAUGACCGACCAUUCAAAUGUGAUCAAUGUCCACAAAGUUUUAAUCGUAACCAUGAUCUGAAGCGCCACAAAAGGAUUCAUCUUGCUGUAAAACCCUAUCCCUGUACUCAUUGUGAGAAACAGUUCAGUCGUAAGGACGCCUUGAAAAGACACAUUUUAGUUAAGGGCUGUAAUAAUGCUGCCGCGGCAAAAAAUUUACCGCAUGCAGACGGAUUGGCGGAUGAGAAUAAGACGAGAAGUGCCCAAUAG
This is a messenger RNA of Paraglomus occultum, 1377 nucleotides long. The record is from the annotation of a GenBank genome assembly. Lineage: Eukaryota; Fungi; Glomeromycota; Glomeromycetes; Paraglomerales; Paraglomeraceae.